Camelina sativa (false flax) is the source of this 687-nucleotide messenger RNA. RefSeq names its product F-box protein At2g21930-like. The record is from RefSeq and is a predicted model, not a curated record. NCBI's taxonomy places the organism in Eukaryota, Viridiplantae, Streptophyta, Magnoliopsida, Brassicales, Brassicaceae.
AUGGAGAUAUAUAACCCUAGCACUAGAAAAUCCAUUACUUUGCCUAAUGAGAGUUCCGCGGAUUACAUUUACUUGGGUUAUGAUCCCAUCGAUGGUGAUUACAAAGUGUUGUGUCUGGUAAAAGCACAAGACUUACGUGUUUUGACUGUGGGAAAGGAUACUUUUUGGAGGAAGAUUCAAGAUUUUCCUCCACACUUUCGUUGUUCUCCUUAUUCUCCUGAUCUAUCUCUAAUUGGUGUUUUGUAUUAUGGAGUUUAUCAUCAUCUCCCUGAUGGGAUUCUUCUCCACCCUGAUCAUUUGAUUCUUGCGAUUAUGAGUUUUGAUGUUAGGUCCGAAAUAUUUGAUCUCAUAAACCUACCAGAGUUACUAGACAAUGUCAUGCAUCCAAUUCUGACAACCUACGAGGGAAGGCUUGAAUUCUUUUGCAAUAUAAGACAUGGUGAUUCUACCUUCAUUUUGUGGGUUCUAGAGGAUGAUGUGAAACAUGAAUGGUCCAAACACUUGUACGUUCCACCUCCAUUAGAUGGCCAUACUUAUGAUGAUUUUCUUGCCUUUUGUUUUAUUGAUGGAGGUGAAUUUGUUUUGGCACCCCGACCGUUUCGUAGUGAAGAACCAUUUUAUGCUGUCUAUUAUGAUAUCAAGAAAAAUGCUGUUGGAAGAGUCUUCAUAGAAGAAAUAUUCACAUAA